This is a messenger RNA of Lagopus leucura (white-tailed ptarmigan), 4750 nucleotides long. RefSeq names its product sorting nexin family member 30 (gene SNX30). Gene Ontology annotation, molecular function: protein binding; phosphatidylinositol binding. The record is from RefSeq and is a predicted model, not a curated record. The transcript has 9 exons. NCBI's taxonomy places the organism in Eukaryota, Metazoa, Chordata, Aves, Galliformes, Phasianidae. Bases 23 to 1339 code for a protein of 438 amino acids. Gene Ontology annotation, cellular component: cytoplasm.
GUUGCCGGCCGGCUACGGCGCGAUGUCGGGCGGCGCGGCGGGCGUUCCUAAGCCUCUCCCGUCCUCCGGGCCCAAAUCGCUGCGGGAGAUGCCGCAUCCUCUGGCCACCUCCAGCAGCGAGGAGAUGGGGCCGGCGCUCACCCCCAGCCCCGACCUGCUGCUGCCCCGCAGCAUCGCCGACAAGGAUCUCAGUCUACCCAAUGGCACACCAGUUGACACUUCUAGCCCAGCCUCCUCCUCGUCUCUUCUCAACAGACUGCAGCUGGAUGAUGACUUGGAUGGGGAAGCAAAAGACUUGUUUGUUACUGUUGAUGAUCCCAAAAAACAUGUAUGCACAAUGGAGACUUACAUCACAUAUAGGGUUACAACAAAGACCACUCGAGCUGAGUUUGAUUUGCCAGAAUAUUCUGUUCGCCGGCGGUACCAAGAUUUUGACUGGUUGAGAAACAAGCUGGAAGAGUCUCAGCCAACACAUCUCAUUCCCCCACUUCCUGAGAAAUUUGUGGUGAAGGGCGUUGUUGAUCGCUUUUCUGAAGAGUUUGUGGAGACCAGGAGGAAAGCAUUAGACAAAUUCUUGAAGAGAAUAACUGACCAUCCGGUGCUUUCUUUCAACGAGCAUUUCAACGUAUUUCUCACAGCCAAGGAUCUUAAUGCGUACAAAAAGCAAGGAAUGGCAUUGCUGUCAAAGAUGGGGGAGUCAGUCAAAUAUGUCACGGGAGGUUACAAAUUAAGAAGUCGUCCACUGGAGUUUGCAGCCAUUGGAGAGUAUCUAGACACAUUCUCUCUAAAACUCGGUACCAUUGACAGGAUAGCACAACGGAUUAUCAAGGAGCAGUUGGAAUACUUGGUGGAAUUACGAGAAUAUGGACCUAUUUAUUCAACCUGGGGUGGGCUGGAGGUUGAGCUAUCAGAGCCACUGGAAGGGGUGUCUGCAUGCAUUGGGAACUGCUGCACAGCUCUUGAAGAGCUCAGUGAAGACAUGACAGAUGACUUCCUGCCAGUGCUUAGGGAAUAUAUACUGUACUCGGAGUCAAUGAAGAAUGUAUUGAAGAAGAGAGACCAAGUUCAAGCAGAGUAUGAAGCAAAACUGGAAGCAGUAGCCUUGAAAAAAGAAGACCGUCCAAAGGUACCCACAGAUGUUGAGAAAUGCCAAGACCGAGUAGAAUGUUUUAAUGCUGAUCUGAAAGCAGAUAUGGAGAGAUGGCAGAACAACAAGCGGCAAGACUUUAGGCAGCUGCUGAUGGGAAUGGCAGAUAAAAACAUCCAGUACUAUGAGAAGUGCCUUACAGCAUGGGAGUCAAUUAUACCACUAUUGCAAGACAAGCCAGAGACCAAAUAAGAAGUACUUUCAUGGACAGUCUGGCACUUCUGUGCUCAGUACCACUAGACAUACUGGAACUCCAUGAAGGUCUCUUUUUUUUUUUUUGUCAACUGAGAGAGAUGCUGGCUGUGCCCAGGCUGGAACAGACCCUCUGAAGACUAUUUGACUUUUUCCUCAUUUUCUGUUUAAACUGGGGUAUGUUUCAUCUUUUUGAGUUAUCUUGAAUGGUUCCUUCUCUAUCCUAUGGAGUGACAUGGGGCUUAUAGUGAAAGUGCAUGGGGAUCUUGAUAAAACUUACCUCUUUAGCCUGGAAGGAACUGAUGAGUAGAACACUAAAAAGAUGAAAAUAAAACUCUACUGCAAGGUGCCAAAAUGACAUCUUUAUUACUGUUCUGUUUUGUUUGCUAAAAAUAUAAUUAUUUCCUAACCAACCCCUCUUUUUUUUUUUUUUUUUUUUGAUGGAGAGGGGAAGACUGGAAGUGAAUAUCUCCUGUUUUGCUACCACCUGUAUGCUCCCACUGGCUAAAAUGCCUUCUGGAGAGUUUCCUGUGUGGGAGUUGGGCUGGUCCUAGGCAGAGCAUACUGACACUACCUACACAUAGCCUGUGAUACAAGCAUGAACUGUGUUUUUUUCGUGAGUGUAGCAUGCUGUUGGUUCAUACUAAAUAUCUUUGUUUACCUUGGUGAUUAUGAAGUAAUGUCAGUUGGCUGAAGUGUACUUGUGACCGAGUUGGGGAUCAAAAUCAUCCCGGGUGUCCACGGGGAAAGUUGGAAGCAAGUGUGAGUUUUCAGUGUAUUUUUUCUAAAACUUGCUCUGAAAUAUGUAUGGCAGAAUUCUCCUGAUCCAUGCCUUGUUUUCUGUUUGAGUUUUUUUUUUUUCCUCAUCUAGAGCCUUUUCAUUAAUAAUCAGUUAAGGUGCCUGCUGUGGUAAUGGUAGAACUCUCUCCCUAUUUUUGUUUGUUUUGCAGUUGCAACUAAAAAGCCAAAAAGUGUGAAAUGCUUGACCAUACCAAGCAUCAUUGUGUAUGUGUGAAACUUGCCUUAAACAAGUCAGUGAGGCUUAAUAGGUACACAUAGUGUCCAUGCCUAUCUCUUCUGAACCCCGUGGCAAGUGUUUUAAGACCUAUUCUGGUACAAAUUAUUUUUUAGUAGUUUCUUUUGGCCUUUAGCAAUGUAGCUGCUUCUGCAAAUCCCUUUUCUUUUCUCCUGCAGUCCAGCCUCAAUUAAAUGCCUGUUUGGUGUUGAUAGCCUUAGUAAAAGGGGUGCUGCCAUGAUGAGAAUCAGAGUUGCGGUUUAACAGCAUGUGGAUAAACCCUCUUUAUCCAUUCAAAGCGAGGAGUCUUGGGAUUAAUAUCAGUGAAAUUCUGGGAUUUGGGAAAAAAAAAAAACAUUGAGUACUUACUGCUAAGCUUGAGUGAUCACUUGGUCUCUGGCAACAUUCUUGCAAAGAAUCUGAAGGAUAACUGGGUUGAUGCAACUUCAGAUUGGUACCUGACAGGAGAACACAGAUUUGGACUCCUAAGCACCAAGUAUAUCUGACCCCCACCCCUGCAGUGGCUACUGUGGCCUGCAUAGCAACAGUCAAGAUAGUAGCUGUCAGGCUAAUGAAAUUAUACUCUCCAGAUGCAAAAGUCAAGUUUUUAAGACACGUUAAGUGGUUUAAAUGGGUUUUCCUUUUUUGACUUAACCUCCAUUGGCAGUUCUGUGGUAUUAAACAAGCUGCUUUCUGGUUUAAGUUCACAGUUUAUCAACUUAGGUGGAUUAACAUCUUGAGGUUGUUGUUGGGUUUGGAACAACUAACAAUGUUUGCUGUUUGAAGGGAGUACUUGAAGAGAUAAGUCUGGUGUCUUCCUUUGUCUUUCCCCUCCAAAAUAAGCCUCUAAGUGCAUAAACUUUGUACAGUUUGACCUUCGGGGUUACAGUCAAUUCUUGUCUUCUCUAUUUCCCACAAACAGAUUAUCGUGCUUUUUUGAGCUGGUGCCUGUGUGGUAAAUGAAGAUUUUUAGUUCACUAUGAAACAUCACUGGAAGUCAAGCAGAGCAACAUUGGAAAUAGUAUUUAGAUGUUCUUUCUUUCACCUCAUCAGGAAUGUGCAGGAUGAGUGGAAAGGAUGCUGUUUUGCUGCGUUAAGUUCUGUCUGAUACCUUAUAACACUGGCAUUCUGUUCCCAUUCACUGUUGUGCCAAACUGAGGUGGGGCUCCGUUCUGGGGUAUUUAGUGAUGGACAUCACAGCCAUUCAUAAGCGCAAGAGGCAGUGGGGAGUUCCAAGUCAAGUCUGAGUAACUUACUGCUGGAGUGGUUCAAGAUCAGCUUAAACUUUUCUAAGCUUGAUGCCACUGCUUGGUUUCUAAACAACUACAUAGUCAAAGCAUAUUUUUAUUUCAGAUAAAUCCAAUUCUGAUUGAGCUGUUAAAAGGUGGGUGUACCUUUCCUACACAGAACGUGUGGCUCUGUAGCACCUACAAGCUAAUUUGGAGGAAAGGCUGUAACUUCAGGUUGUGAUCCCGGAUUUCUGUGGUACCAGGAUUUUUUUAUUAUCUAGAAAAUGAUAACCUCUGACCCUGCAGGGGAAGUGAAACUUAACAUUCAUAAGAAGACCUCUUCUGCAAGAGUUGCUGCAGUGUAAGAAGGGUGUGUAGUGGUGGACCUGCUAACUCCCAUGGACUACUACAGAGGCUCUAUGAAAGAAAGAGCUGAUACUGUAAACCACUGGGUAGCUGUGUGAUGUUUGGGGAAGAAGUGCAAGCAGGGAGAACAAAGUAGCAGAAACUUCUUAAAGAUGUAGUUUACUUAUUUCACUACUGUUAGUGAGAGGUUGAGAUAUGAACUGUUAGUAAAAUUGGCAUGGCCUGUAAUCCUUUAUAUGAUGGAUAUCUCUUUCUUAGGAGGACCCAAACCCUGAUAGUGAAAAAAGUGAGAUGCUGGGAAAGGGAAACUGGAGGAAGGCAGGAGCUUAGUCUUUGAGUAACUUCCUGAGUGUUCAGUCACUUAUGGUCACCUUCUGUGCUUGCACUGAAAUAGUGUCAAAAGUGGCUGCACCUUUCCAGUGAGCCCACAUAAGUUGAGUCAUUCUCAACAGCUCUUAGGUCAGCCUAGCUUCCUUCAUCAUCUGCAACCAGACCAGGACCUGUCUCAGAGGAUGUAAAAUUCACUGCUGUCCUGGUUACUCCUACAGAACCUCUAGAAUGUUUGUUCCUUCUCUAAACUGGCACCAGCACAAUAAAGCAAGCACUGAGAUAUUGUUUUUUGUACUCAGUAAGGAGCCAUGCAUUGUUCAUACAUGUUUUUAUCAGGUACUGACUCUUGCAAUAAACAAUUGUUGAAACAUCUCAUGGCUUUUUCAGGUAUCCAUUGAAAAACAAAAUGUUGAUAAGUGUUAGCUGUUCAGUCAUAAAUGUUAUCAAAAAAUAAACUGUGGAUUCUUCAGA